CCUGAGCUUUUCAGCCACCGGAUUCUGGAUUCACUAUUAGUCUGACUUCACUACAGACACAGGAGAGGGGCGAUCUUCUUAAACUUCAUCCCGUGUGUGGAUUUUUCAGGCACAUGUCCAGCUGCCUCAUGUCUGCUCUGAAGCUCGGUCUCCUCACUCCUGCUGGCUUGUCACUCUGAGAGUCAUGUCGUGGUGCAGAGUUUUGAAGAUGAAAACCAUCAGGGCAAGAAAUGUAUUGAUGGUGGUAGCACUCGGGCUUUUGCUCCUUCACCUUUGCAAAGAUUUUGUUGACCAUAAAACUAUAAGUUUCCACGUAGAUGUUAGAGAGGACCACAGCCGACUGACGCAAAACACCAAAAACAGCACAUAUGUAUUCUCAUGGCCAAAAUGUCAACAAAACACAUCUGCUGCCAACAUCGCUGAGUUCAACUCUUUGCCUAAUUCUAUCAAGGAUUUCCUCUACUAUCGCCACUGUCGCCACUUCUCCAUGCUACUGGACGUUCCGGACAAAUGUGGAGGAGCUGAUAAAUCUGGAGAAGUCUUUCUUCUUCUGGUCAUUAAAAGCUCUCCGGGGAACUACGAACGCAGAGAGGUGCUGCGCAAAACGUGGGGUGAAGAGAGGUUACACAACGGUGUGUGGAUUCGACGGAUCUUCAUCUCAGGAACGACAGAGAGCGGGUUUGAGAAGGAAAGGCUGAACAAGCUUCUGGAGCUGGAGCAACAGGAGCACAACGACAUCCUCCAAUGGGAUUUCAGUGACACAUUUUACAACCUUACAUUGAAGCAGAUACUCUUUCUUGAAUGGAUGGAAAGGAACUGUCCCAAUGCCCACUUCCUGUUGAAUGGUGAUGACGACGUCUUUGCCAACACAGACAACAUGGUCGAGUAUCUGCAAAGCCUCAAUGACAAUGACGGAAGCCAGCACCUCUUUACUGGCCAUCUGAUCCAAAAUGUGGGCCCUAUUAGAUCAACAAACAGCAAGUACUAUAUUCCUGUUCAGGUGCAGGAGUCAAACUCGUACCCUCCUUAUUGUGGUGGCGGGGGCUUCCUCCUCUCUGGCUAUACAGCCUCAGUCAUUUACAAUAUGUCCCAGUCUAUUACCAUUCUUCCCAUUGAUGAUGUUUACAUGGGGAUGUGUCUGGCCAAGGCAGGACUUGGCCCCACUUCCCACAUGGGCGUCAAGACAGCAGGACAACACGUUCCAUCCCACAGUAUAGACCAAUACCAUCCUUGCUUUUAUAAAGAGGUUUUACUUGUGCACAGAUUUCUUCCAGCUCAGAUGUAUCUAAUGUGGCACAGAGUACACGAUCCAAAUCUAAGAUGUGGUCUCUCCAGCCAAAAAUAUUUGUAGCACCAAACUUUAACUUCUAGGCAAUAAUAGAGCUUAGUGAUGUUCCAGUUCCUCCUGCUUCCAGCUCAAAUGAACAUGUGUUUGUUUCACAUACUGUAAGGAGAAAAAACUUUUGCUGGACAGAAGGGACUGGCACAUACCUUAAAUGAGUUGACAACAUUUGAACAGGCAGGACUGGCUGUUGCGUUGCAAUAUAAUACAUUAUAUUUUGUCUUUGUCUCACCAAAUCUUGUACCUUUCUUUACCAGAUUGUCUAAUGUUACUUAGUAGGUACUAUACUGGUUGGAUUGCUAGAUUUUGCUUUUGCUUGAAAUGCCCACUUACUGCACAGAAAGAAUGAAUGUGAAUUUUAAGUAGCCAUCAAGUGUAAAGUUACGCCUCAUUUUGAGAAUUCUCAUUGGAAAAUGAGUCCACAUUUAAAGUCAUUGGGUCUGAUUUUCUAUAUUUUAGUAUCACAUAAAGUUCAGCAUAACUACAGCUGAUACAGACUAAGAAAGGCCACAUUUUAGUAGACAAAAGCUGCCAGCUAGAGUGCAGCUGUGUGUUAGCUACCUUGUCCUGAGAUUAAGGACAUGAAAAAUGGCCAAGAAUUGAAAAGUUGGCUCUGUAUUGCAUAAUUUACUGAAUUUCUAUCACGUAGAAAAUGAGCCAGGUGUAAGGAGAGUUACCAAGUUAAUGUAAUUCAAAUAGCCUAUGAACACUGAGCAGUUCUCCCGUCAGCUGCCUGUAAAUCAAACGUGAAUUUUAAGAGCUGAUUGUAAUAUUUAAUUCAUACUUUCUGUUGGAUUUUUUCUGUAUGUCGCGUGCCAGCCGGUGUGAAAAUCAUGAACAGAUGACAUAUAAUCAGCCAAUUCAAAUGUAAAGCAUUGCAGAGUACUAUGGUUCAUCUGUAUGGGUCUUUUCAUGCUACGAUUGUAUGUAGGAAAGUACAUUUUGCGGGUUAAAUUGGUUAUAAGAGCUGGGUAUUUAUUUACAAUAAAAUACAGCAAUGAUAUGAAAACAUUUUGCAUACAGUGCUUAAAAUAUACUGAGACUUCUCCAAAAAUAAAUAAAUAAUUUAAAUAAAACAGGACAAAUAACAAUACAAUUCAUCACCUAAAAAGAACGAUUGAACUCAUGUUUGAGUUGGUUUGAUAAUUUAAGUAUUACAUUUGGUAAAUUUUACACUGCAGUUUAAUUGUACCCGUAAACGUCUGAACAAUGCCCAGCUCUAGAUCUGAUGCUUGUGUUGCUGCAGAUAUCAUCCAAAAUAAUUUCUCAGGGUUUCUUAAGAAUAAAAGGUGUAAUAUAUAUAUUUUUUUAUCUUCUUAAUCCUCUUUGUUCUGUUAAGCCUUCUUUAUUUUGUUUGUUUCAGCCUCAAUAUUUCUGUUACACAAAGGGAUUUGUGCCUUACAUCAGUGUUGCAGAACAUAACAACUGGGUGCCGGUAAAAGCCAUUACAAGUAGUUGCCAGUAGGCAAUCCAAUGCAGGAUCACUGUUUCAUUAAGAAUCAAUAUCUGUUGUUGCAGAUUCAGUAUGCUGAAUUGAGUAUAUGCACAAAUGUUCAAAUCUGUUUGGGUUUAAUGCUGCUAAGUAAGGGACUUUAUGUUGUACAGUUAAACAGCUUUAAAUGGUAAUUGAACUGCAUACACUGGCAGUACACAAUCUUCUCGUUUUAAAUAAGAUGUACGCAUAAUGUCCUUGGACCUUUUUUGUUUGGGUGUACCUGCGCAAGAAAUUUUGGAGGAUUAUUUUGUAAUAAACAUUGGGAUAAAUAUUUAUAA
Neolamprologus brichardi is the source of this 3115-nucleotide messenger RNA. Its product is annotated as N-acetyllactosaminide beta-1,3-N-acetylglucosaminyltransferase 3-like. Gene Ontology annotation, molecular function: hexosyltransferase activity; UDP-glycosyltransferase activity. NCBI's taxonomy places the organism in Eukaryota, Metazoa, Chordata, Actinopteri, Cichliformes, Cichlidae. Gene Ontology annotation, biological process: poly-N-acetyllactosamine biosynthetic process; protein O-linked glycosylation. Gene Ontology annotation, cellular component: Golgi membrane. The record is from RefSeq and is a predicted model, not a curated record.